Peromyscus maniculatus bairdii (prairie deer mouse) is the source of this 1862-nucleotide messenger RNA. RefSeq names its product tropomyosin 1 (gene Tpm1). The record is from RefSeq and is a predicted model, not a curated record. Lineage: Eukaryota; Metazoa; Chordata; Mammalia; Rodentia; Cricetidae.
AUAUCAGAGAGCAGCAGGCAGCUCCGCGCUCGCACUCCGUCUCGGCCACCCCACAGCGCUCGUGUCUUCGCUCCUUACACUGCCUAAGGGCCCCUCGCCACCGCCACCAUGGACGCCAUCAAGAAGAAGAUGCAGAUGCUGAAGCUCGACAAAGAGAACGCCUUGGAUCGAGCUGAGCAGGCGGAGGCUGACAAGAAGGCGGCGGAAGACCGGAGCAAGCAGCUCGAGGAGGACAUCGCAGCGAAAGAGAAGCUGCUGCGGGCGUCGGAGGACGAGCGGGACCGGGUGCUGGAGGAGCUGCACAAGGCAGAGGACAGCCUCCUGGCUGCCGACGAGACCGCCGCCAAGCUGGAAGAUGAGCUGGUGUCCCUGCAAAAGAAACUCAAAGGCACUGAAGAUGAACUGGACAAAUACUCCGAGGCUCUCAAAGAUGCCCAGGAGAAGCUGGAGCUGGCGGAGAAAAAGGCCACAGAUGCUGAAGCUGAUGUAGCUUCUCUGAACAGACGCAUCCAGCUGGUGGAGGAGGAGUUGGAUCGCGCUCAGGAGCGUCUGGCCACAGCUCUGCAGAAGCUGGAGGAGGCUGAGAAGGCCGCAGACGAGAGUGAGAGAGGCAUGAAAGUCAUUGAAAGCCGAGCCCAAAAGGAUGAAGAGAAGAUGGAAAUUCAGGAGAUCCAGCUGAAAGAGGCCAAGCACAUUGCUGAGGAUGCUGACCGCAAGUAUGAAGAGGUGGCCCGUAAGCUGGUCAUCAUUGAAAGUGACCUGGAACGUGCAGAGGAGCGGGCUGAGCUCUCGGAAGGCAAAUGUGCCGAGCUUGAAGAAGAGUUGAAAACGGUGACGAACAACUUGAAGUCACUGGAGGCUCAGGCUGAGAAGUACUCACAGAAGGAGGACAAGUACGAGGAGGAGAUCAAGGUUCUUUCUGACAAGCUGAAGGAGGCUGAGACCCGGGCUGAGUUUGCAGAGAGAUCAGUAACUAAAUUGGAGAAAAGCAUCGAUGACUUAGAAGAGAAAGUGGCCCAUGCCAAAGAAGAAAACCUUAGUAUGCACCAGAUGCUGGACCAGACCUUACUGGAGCUAAACAACAUGUGAAAACCUCCUUGGCCUCCGCGGCCACAUUCUUUCAUUUCCCUUUCAUUGUUUUAGUUUGUUUUUAAACACCUGCUUACCAGGGAACUCCUUCGAUGCAUUUUUAUAUACCUUUAACCACUGUCACUGAAACAUCUGCAGAGAACCAGCUAGUGCAGGGGGUGGGGAAAGACACACAGAAGGGCAAACCCACGCUGGGUCUCUGAUCAUUUAAACGUGCCAUUUCCCAGGUUGACAUUGCCACACUUCAUAGCGGUUAGGCAUGCGGUUUGCUUAGCCAGGUAGGAAGCCUCACAAGAGCAGAAAGCUUUCUAAGCCAGAGUGCCAAGGUGGAGCCACUGGGAAGAUUGAUGUUGGAGACAAUCAGGUGUGGAUCGGUGCUACUUUAAACAAAGGGACCCCUGGCGGUCUUUUGUUCAAUAUUAUGCAAUUUAGAUUUCUGUCCAACACUAAUUUAUUUUGUUUUGAGUUUGACUGCAAGACAAGACUGUGGGUUUCUUACGCCUGUGUUCAUUAAAGUCAAGGGUCUGGAAGCCACACUGGUCUUUGAAGAGUCCCAUUCCUUCCCAGCUGACACACUUGCAGGCCCUUCCAGCUCAGCAGGGAGAGCAUUCAAUGAGGAUUGCCCCUCUUUUCAGCUUUCCAUGUCAGGGUAAAAGAUCUAGGCACUACAUACAUAACUGGUAAAGAAAUGGCAUUUUCUUAAGAGUUAUAACUAUAUGUAAACAUUGUAUAAUGAUAUGGAAUAAAAUGCACAUUGUAGGACAUUUUCUAAA